Molecule: messenger RNA, 3754 nt
Organism: Eurytemora carolleeae
Lineage: Eukaryota; Metazoa; Arthropoda; Copepoda; Calanoida; Temoridae
Gene: Prp5
Product: probable ATP-dependent RNA helicase DDX46
Exons: 33
Coding region: 47-3019 (990 amino acids)
Biological process (GO): mRNA splicing, via spliceosome
Cellular component (GO): nucleus
Molecular function (GO): ATP binding; nucleic acid binding; RNA helicase activity
Source: RefSeq, a predicted model, not a curated record
UUAGAAAAAUAUAGUCAAUCUUUAGAAUUAUCAAAUUUUCAGAAGAAUGGGGAAGGAAAAGCGGAGAAGAUCCAGUUCUUCCAGCCCGGCUAAAAAACGUGACAAAUCCCGAGAGCGUAAAAGAUCAAAGUCCCGAGAUAGAAAGAAGGAAAAGAAGGAGAAGAAAGAGAAAAAGGAGAGAAGCAGAAGUAGAGAGAGACGAAGAUCAAGAGACAGAAAAAAGUCCCGACGAUCCCGAUCUCGUGAGACGAAGUCCCGAGGGCGGGAUAGUCAAGAGAUCGACGAUAAGGCGUAUUCAUCACACAACAAGUUGGAUAAGGACAGUGAGCAGGCCAGGCUUGAGAAUGAGAUGCAGAGAAGGAGAGAAAGAAUAGAAAAGUGGAGAGCGGAGAAAAAAAAGGGAAAGGAACCUGCAGUUGUGGAAGUGAAAGCUGAAGAAGAACCAGAAAAGGUGAAGAAGUGGAGUUUAGAAGAUGAGGAUUCAGAGGAGGAAGAAACUGUUGUUAAAAAGGAAGAGGAAAUCGUGGAUAAGAAACCGGAAGUGAAGGAAGAGGAUGAUGUGGAUCCGCUUGAUGCGUUUAUGACUGAUAUCAGUAAGGAGGUUCGGAAGAUGAAGGGAGCCAUGUUUAAGAAUGCUAAGGGGGUUGUCACUAAGAGUAAAAAAGAGAUGAAGACUGAGGAGAACGGAGAUGCUGAGAAGAAGAAGGGGAUGGUGAUCAUGAUGGGGGUAGCAAAGAAGAAACCAGAUACUGUCAGCAAAAAACCAGAGGUGAUGGAACAAAAUGAAGAUGCUCUUGAGUAUAGUAGUGAAGACGAGAAAAAAGACAAUCUAGAGGAUAAUCUGAACAAACUAAAAGAGAAAGGAAAGAAGGUUGUGGCUAAGGUUGACCAUGGUGGAGUAGAAUAUCCAGCAUUUAGGAAGGAUUUCUAUAUUGAGGUACCUGAAUUGGCGAAGAUGACCGACCUAGAAGUUGAAGACUACAGAGCUGAGCUGGAAGGGAUUAAAGUGAAGGGGAAGAAUGUUCCUAAACCAAUCAAGAACUGGCCACAGUGCGGAGUCAGUUCAAAGAUUCUUCAGCUGCUUAAAAAACAUGGAUAUGAGAAACCAACUCCAAUUCAGGCGCAGGCCAUUCCAGUCUGUAUGAGUGGAAGAGAUAUGAUAGGGAUUGCUAAAACAGGAAGUGGAAAAACAUUAGCCUUCCUUCUUCCACUUUUCAGACAUAUAGCAGACCAGGAGGAAUUGGAGGAGGGGGACGGACCCAUUGCAAUCAUCAUGACACCAACCAGAGAACUUUGUCUUCAAAUAGGUAAAGAAUGUCGUAAGUUUGCUAAAUCUGUGAAUGCCCGAGCUGUAUGCGUCUACGGAGGGACAGGAAUCUCAGAACAGAUUGCAGAACUUAAACGAGGGGCUGAAAUUAUUGUUUGUACUCCUGGUAGAAUGAUUGAUAUGUUAGCGGCUAACUCGGGCAAGGUGACGAACUUGAAGAGGAUUACCUACCUGGUUCUGGACGAAGCAGACAGGAUGUUCGACAUGGGGUUCGAACCACAGGUGAUGCGUGUAUUGGAUAACUGUAGACCAGAUAGACAAACUGUUCUUUUCUCAGCAACCUUUCCCAGACAGAUGGAGGGGUUAGCUAGACGGAUUUUGAAAUCUCCUGUAGAGGUUCAGGUUGGAGGAAGAAGUGUGGUAGCAAAGGAGGUUGAGCAACACGUGGCGGUGUUGGAGGAGGACACUAAGUUCUUGAAGUUGCUGGAGGUGCUCGGGGAGUAUAGUGAUCAGGGGUCCAUCAUCAUAUUCGUAGACAAGCAGGAACAUGCAGACGGUCUGCUUAAGGUAGUUAUUAUAUUAGUAGACUUAAAUGGAGAAACCACAAUUGGAAUUAAUCAAAUCAACAGAGAUUCUACAAUCUCGAAUUUUAAACAGGGGCGCGUGCAGAUCCUGGUCGCUACGAGCGUGUGCGCGCGCGGCCUCGACGUGAAGAACCUAAUCCUGGUGGUUAACUACGACUGCCCGAACCAUUACGAGGAUUACGUGCACAGGGUUGGAAGGACCGGCAGGGCCGGUAUUAAAGGCUACAGUUGGACAUUUAUCACCCCAGAACAAGAUUGGUAUAGCGGGGACAUAAUGAGAGCUUUAGAACUUUCAGACGCAUUAGUACCACAGGAGUUGAGAGAUUUGUUUAAAGUGUACAAAGAUAGAAUGGAAAGUGAAGGGAAAAAGGUACGAACAGGAGGUGGGUUUGGUGGAACUGGGUUUAAGUUUGACGAAUCUGAAGCACAGUACACAACAGAGAAAAAGAAGUUUCAGAAAGCUGCUCUUGGUCUUCAGGAUUCUGAUGAUGAGGAUGUAGAGCAGGAAAUAGAUGCUCAGAUAGAACAGCUCCUCUCCGCUAAGAGAACAGUCAGAAAUAUUGAUGCUACGGCAGCAGCUAAUCUUAUUGGACCUGGAGCUAAGAAGCCUGGAGAGGGUGGAAGUGCCCAAGCAUCUGAUAAACUUGAGUUGGCCAAGAAGCUUGCCAGUAAAAUCAAAAUAAAGGACCCCAGAGACAAUACACAACAGGCAACUGAGGAUUUCUUGAACAAGGGCGAGGGAGGAAAUAAGAUAUCUGCUAAGUCUGUAGCGGAUCAUCUUGCCGCUAAACUAAAUGCUAAGUUAAAUUAUAUUCCUUCUGAUGAUAACCUGAAACCAGAAGAGGGAGGUGUUUUCCAGAAGUUUGAGGAGGAACUGGAGAUCAAUGAUUUCCCACAGCAAGCCAGAUGGAAGGUGACGAGUAAGGAAGCUCUGGCUCAGAUAGCUGAAUACUCAGAAGCUGGUCUCACAGUCAGAGGUACCUACUAUGCUCCUGGAAAGUCUCCGCCUGAAGGAGAGCGAAAACUCUUCUUGGCGAUAGAGUCAACCUCGGAGCUCGCGGUGCAGAAGGCGAAGGUGGAGAUCACACGACUUCUCAAGGAGGAGUUAAUGAGAUUAUCCGCCAGCUCUAUCCAACAUAUCAACAAGGGUAGAUACCAGGUUCUAUAGAGGUCAUGGAGAACAUUCUAUACAGUACAUGUGUACACAGACGGAAGUGUACACAGAGUUCACAGAGUACAAGGUUCCAGAUAAACACUCAUGGAGUACACAAAAGCUUCCAAAUCUGUCUGCUGGAAUUACAAGAAUUUUAGUAAAACCAGUUAUUUUUUUCUCUUUUUGUUCAAACUAGCUUAAUUUGGUUAGUUUCAAAUCCAACUACAUUUUAGUCAUUCUAGCCCCGAUCACGCUAUUCUGGCUCAAGCCACGCCAUUAUAUCCUCUAUACCUACCGAAUUAAGUUAUAUACCCAUUGUCGUCUUCAAUUUUAGAUACAAGAUUUCACUCUAUACCACUACAAUCCACCCAAGUCCUCCUGCCUGUAAAUUCCAGCUCCUAACAAUACAUUUUAAUUUUUUUAGUCUUUUUUCUCAUCUAGCAUCAUCCGAUUUUUCCCCACUGCCACCCAGUUUAGAUAAAUGAAUCCAAAUGGUAAACUGAAAUCUAUACAAAAACCUUGUCUCAAAUUUCACUGAUUUCACUGACUUAAUUUGUCACCGCAUUUCUAAAGAAGUUUUAUGGAGGUUAGAGAAAUUUAGAAAUGUUAAAACAUAAAAAGGCCGAAAAUUAUCCCUUUAAAAUAUGUAUUUAAUGAGACCUAAAGCUAAGCAGUAAGCAUUAAGCAUGUUAAAAAAAUUAAUAAAAAUGUGAAUUAUUCAUUUUUCUGAAAAAUAUAGAUUUGACACUU